Messenger RNA from Yarrowia lipolytica CLIB122, 171 nucleotides. Lineage: Eukaryota; Fungi; Ascomycota; Dipodascomycetes; Dipodascales. The record is from RefSeq and is a predicted model, not a curated record.
AUGGCUCACGAAAACAUUUGGUUCUCCCACCCCCGACACUACGGUAAGGGCGGUCGAAAGUGUCGAAUCACCAACAACCAGAACGCUGUUAUCCGAAAGUACGGCCUCAACCUCUGCCGACAGUCCUUCCGAGAGAAGGCUGCUGACAUUGGUUUCACCAAGUUCCGAUAA